UUUCAUCCAAAGGCUUUCAUUGAAUAACCCAAACAAAAUGAAUAUGAAUCUAACACCAAAUGUAACUUUUAUUAUGAGCUUGUCAUAUAAUAAAUGAAGUCUAAAGAGGAUUUUUAUUAGUUAUUCCAAGUUUCAAUAAAUUCCAUACAUGGAGAUGAGACAGAUCAUGAUCGUUUUGUUAUAUCUGUAAAUAUAAUGUAUAACAUCCCUUUCAUACUAGGGAGCUUACUUUGGUUCUCUGGAGAUUAUCAUUUGGGGCUCGCAAUAGGACAGACGUAGGGAUAGAAUUUGGGACGAUGUUAUCAGCUGUAAACAUUAGUUUUGGUUGGAUCAUUAUUCACACUGGAAGAGUACGAGCAAAAGGCGUGAAAAUAGCAUUACAUUUCUGCUACGAUCAUAUUCUUUGAUGAAAGGUAUGUAUAUUCAUUUCAGCAAUUUCCUUAGUAUCGAAGAAUAAGACAUUGUUUAUAAAUACACCAAUGAAAAAAACCUUAAAGUAAUAGAUGGAAUACUAUUCGUUCUUUUAAGAUGUGGAAAGUCUUCCUCCUUGUGAUUAUUUCGACUUGCGCUUUGGAAUGUGCAUCUGAUACAAAUGAAGUUACUAUCCAAACAAGGCUUGGCAGUAUCAUAGGUACACGCCAUACCACUUAUAUGAAUAAAGGAACUGUGUAUGAAUUUCUCAAUAUACCAUACGGUAAAGCACCAAUCGGCCAUUUUAGAUUUCAAAAACCACGUCCUUAUGGAGCUUGGUCCAGCACACUAAACGCAACCAAACUGGGUCCAGUUUGUCUUCAAUCAACUAACCAGAAUUUUAAAUAUCCAGGAUUCGCUGAAGAUUGUCUCAAGCUGAACAUUUAUAUUCCAAAUGACCUUCAUUCUACAAAUAACAAAUCUGUCAUGGUUUGGGUUCAUGGUGGCGCAUUUGCAUUUGGAUCUGGGGGCUUGUACGAUGGAGGCAUGCUUUCGUUGGUCGGGGACGUCAUUGUGGUGACGAUAAACUAUCGUUUGGGAAUUUUUGGAUUUCUUUCUUCGAGAAAUACGCAAGCAAAAGGAAAUGCAGGACUGUGGGAUCAGAUUCUCGCCUUCAAUUGGGUAAGGUAUAACAUUGGAGACUAUGGUGGAAAUCCAAAUGAUGUAACAAUAUUUGGGGAAUCUGCUGGGGGUUUCAGCGUUUCAAUUCAAUCCUUAAUUCCGAGCAACAGGGGACUCUUCCAUAAAGUGAUAUCUCAAAGUGGAGUUGCUAAUUCCUUUUUAGCUCUUUCCAAUUCUACAUCUUCUACUGUUGAAGUUGGUAAAAAUGUUGGAUGUGUAUACAAUGAUCACUCACUUAAUGAUCAUAGUUUCAUUGAUUGUAUGAAAGGAGUAGAUUCUGAUGUCCUUUUACAAGCAGUUGAUGUAGUCAAUAGUAAACUUGGACUGAACACCAUCAUGCAGAUUCCAUUUGGACCAAUAGUAGAUGGAGAGCUUAUUCGUAGGGAUCCAGUUUUGAUACUGAGUGAUGAAACAUCCUCUGAAUUCAAUUUUUAUCAGUCUUUAGACAUACUGACAGGAACCUGUACCGGGGAAGGAUCUCUAGUAGUGGAUCUUAGUGUAGCAUUUCAAAAUUCUAUUAACUUUAAUUUUAGUCAAGGCGUCCCUACACGUGACAUGAGCCAUACUUUGAUACCUUAUUUUACAAAGACAUUAUUCAACAGCAGUGCUGGUGCUUCAAAUAUUAUUUGUGAAAGGUACUGUGUAAGGAACGACAAUGAAGAGCAAGGGCGACAGUUUCUAAACAUGUGGAGUGACGCUGCUUUUGUUGCCCCUGCCACCCAGGCUUUGAAAUAUCAUUCUCAUAACAUGCAAAGAUCAACUACUUACCAAUACGUUUUUUAUGAUGAGCUAUCCUAUACGACUCCUGCUGAGGCUUCUUGGUACAAGGGAUCAGCACAUGCUACGGAUGUGUUUUACAUGUUCUUUUAUGAGAAACUGAAAUCGACCGGCAACUUCACAGAAGGCGCAGGCGUUUUAGUGGACCAAUUACGAUCAUACUGGACAAACUUUGCGAAAACGGGUAAUCCCAACGGUCCCGGUUUACCACAUUGGAAACAAUACGAUGAAGGUACCUCACAUCCAUACAUGGCCCUCCAAUCGUUGAAAACUGCCGUAGGGACAAAUUACAGGGAGGAUUAUACGGAUUUCUGGGAUAAGGAUGUUCGUAGUAUAUUAAAUAGUGGAUGCGGUCACGAUGAUUGCGCGGUUCCUAUUGUGGGAUAAACUUUUAGAUUAAUUUCCUUUAAGCUUUAUCUAUAUUUUCUUGACUGAUCUUUGACUCUGCAGAAGGUACAAUGUAGCAAACUUCCGUAUGUUUAUAGGAAGUGAAAUCGA
This is a messenger RNA of Ostrea edulis (European flat oyster), 2367 nucleotides long. RefSeq names its product carboxylesterase 1F-like. The coding region runs from base 529 to 2256 and encodes 575 amino acids. The transcript has 2 exons. The record is from RefSeq and is a predicted model, not a curated record. NCBI's taxonomy places the organism in Eukaryota, Metazoa, Mollusca, Bivalvia, Ostreida, Ostreidae.